AUGGCCUCCCUGGCAUCGAUGAUUCCGCAGCUCAACCUGGGCCGGACACGAUCAUAUGUGUUCCGCCUGCCUCUUUUCACGCGCCUGAUUAUAGUUCUCAUUAUCGGCUUCUGGGUUGUCAGCAUCCAGUCGGUGUGGGAUGUACGGGCUUGGGGAUCGUUGAUACCAAAGGAGACGGGUGUGGCUACAUUAUACAGGACGAAUACCUUUCCUCUCAUACACGCCGGCCUCUUCCAUGCCUUCCUGAACGUUAUUGCGCUCGUCCCGUUGUUGGAGCGAUUUGAGACAGAGCAUGGGACCCUGACGUCCCUCCUAUUGUUCUUUGGACCAUUGUCGACUAUUCCGGCCAUUAUAUAUGUUGUUUUAGAGCGAGGCGUAUUGCGAGGAAAUACUGCAGUCCUUGGCGCAAGUUUAUGGGUAUUCCUACUCCUCGGGAUGGAGGCGAUCAAGACAUACCGGACGAACCCCCAUUUUAAAGUAGGGACCGUCAAUGUACCGACAUGGACAACUCCUUUGGUGCUCGCCGUUUUCAUCAGCGUCCUGGUUAAAAACACGAGCUUUCUUGGCCAUCUCUGUGGCCUCGCAGUGGGGUAUCUUUUCGGUCUUGGAUACCUGAAAUUCCUCGCCCCGCCUGAGAAGAUUCUCCGAUGGGUUGAGGGGAAGAUGAACCUCCUGGGACGACUGCCACACUAUGUUUCUGUUGAUCAGAAGACAUACGGGAGGUUCGGCGUUCUUCCAGUCUCCACACCUGACCCAGAAUCUGGAAUCCAGAUGAGUUACUUGGGGAGCACGCAGCGAUUAGGUCCUUAG
Pseudogymnoascus verrucosus is the source of this 810-nucleotide messenger RNA. It is a transcript of the gene RBD2, whose product is annotated as Putative rhomboid protease. Bases 1 to 810 code for a protein of 269 amino acids. Gene Ontology annotation, cellular component: membrane. The record is from RefSeq and is a predicted model, not a curated record. Gene Ontology annotation, molecular function: serine-type endopeptidase activity. Lineage: Eukaryota; Fungi; Ascomycota; Leotiomycetes; Thelebolales; Thelebolaceae. The transcript has 5 exons.